ACCUAUCUGAUUCACGGGUUGAACCGGCUCAAACUAUCUCUUAAUCAAAGUACCUUAUAGGUACCUAGGUACCUAAACUGCGACGGCAUAUACUGUAUAUUAGGUAGUGCAUACGCUGCGUGUACCUCUAAUUUACAGGUAGGUUAAGUACUACCUUUUAAUGCAGAUUCAGAUCCGAAACCCUGAGUCGACUUCAUCCUGACCAAUACAAACCCAGAAUUCCAACCUACCUCUUAUCAUCAUACAUCCCGCCAUAUUAUCAUCGUCAUCUAACCUCUUCCAAUGCAUCUUGAUCAACCAAUCCAUCACGGCUCUCUGGAGCAUCUCUUGCCCCCAAGCUGGAAGUCUCAAAUUGCCGCAUGGUUGGCCGAAGACACGCCAUCUUAUGACUACGCCGGUUUCGUCGUUGGCGAGCAUCCCCGAACCGCUACUCUCUGGGCUAAAAGUCCCGGUAUUGUUGCUGGCAUCCCCUUCUUCACCGAGAUCUUCAAGCAGUGCGGCUGCGAGGUCGAAUGGCAUGCCAAGGAAGGAGGCUACAUUGACCGUCCCAAGGACGGCUCAGGUAAAACCAAAGUCGCCACCGUCACCGGCCCUGCGCGUGGCCUGCUACUGGGCGAACGAGUUGGGCUCAACCUUCUAGCGCGCUGUUCGGGAAUCGCUACCGUCAGCCGCGAUAUGUUGCUUAGCUUACGCAGCGCUGGGUAUGAAGGUAUUCUGGCCGGUACGCGCAAGACGACGCCGGGAUUCCGGCUUGUCGAGAAGUACGGCAUGUUGGUCGGCGGGGCGGAUACGCACCGAAUGGACUUGAGCUCUAUGAUUAUGUUAAAGGACAACCACGUCUGGAGCCGUGGCAGUAUCACUGAUGCCGUCCAGGCUGCCAAGAUGGUCGGCGGAUUCUCCCUCAAGGUGGAAGUCGAAGUUCAGAACGAGGAAGAGGCCAAUGAGGCUAUCGCCGCUGGCGCCGAUGUCAUCAUGUUGGAUAACUUCACAGGCGAUGGUGUCAAAGCCGCAGCUAGGAACCUGAGGGAGAAAUGGAAGGGAGAGCGUGAGUUCCUAAUAGAGGUUUCUGGAGGCUUGCGGGAGGACAACGUGUUUAACUAUGCUCAUCAAGGUGUCGAUAUCAUUUCCACGAGCGCCAUCCACCAAGGCACGCCACACGUGGAUUUUUCGCUAAAGAUUAACCAGGAUGAAAUUACCCCCAGCUCAUAGUCUUAGUUGGAGACUCCCACAUUUACCUCAGGUGCAGAGGGCAGGCAUUAAUCGCCGCGGAUAUAGGGCUAUGAUCACCAGCGCACGAGCUCGAGAUUGUUACACGGAGAGUCGGUGUUGGAAGCCGGGAAUUUAUGCACGUAGUUGUAUAUGGUUAAAACCUCGGCCACGUAUCCAAUGAAGCAAGCAUCGUACAUCUGAAAACUUUUCGCACUUCACCUUCCCGGCGUGCUUAUCGUUUGCAAUACGCCUUUUACUCCAAGACUCUGAUAGGCAACAGUUAUUUGCUUUCUGUCAUAAAAAUACCUAUUAUAAAUUAGGUACCUAGGUAGGUAGGUAAGUAAAGCUUGCGUUUCAACGAAAAUGACCAUCCUUUCUUCCGUUGGAUAUGGGCAAGCAUGGACCGCUGACCUUUGCAUAUGAAGUGUGAUAAGACGUUCGACCCUCACAUACGACCAUAAAAUCUAGAAAAUUCGGGAUCCCGUCCGCUCUCCCCUAGACAAACUGGAUAUUGCCGGACUAGUAGUUGGGUCGGUGACGACCAGCGAAUCCCUGGUGUUGUAUGUUUUUUUUUUU
Daldinia caldariorum is the source of this 1785-nucleotide messenger RNA. Its product is annotated as putative nicotinate-nucleotide pyrophosphorylase. Gene Ontology annotation, molecular function: nicotinate-nucleotide diphosphorylase (carboxylating) activity. NCBI's taxonomy places the organism in Eukaryota, Fungi, Ascomycota, Sordariomycetes, Xylariales, Hypoxylaceae. Gene Ontology annotation, biological process: NAD+ biosynthetic process; quinolinate catabolic process. Gene Ontology annotation, cellular component: cytoplasm. The record is from RefSeq and is a predicted model, not a curated record. The transcript is spliced from 2 exons. Bases 283 to 1209 code for a protein of 308 amino acids.